Amphiprion ocellaris (clown anemonefish) is the source of this 1890-nucleotide messenger RNA. Its product is annotated as NACHT, LRR and PYD domains-containing protein 3-like. The transcript has 7 exons. The annotation marks the transcript as partial. Lineage: Eukaryota; Metazoa; Chordata; Actinopteri; Pomacentridae. The record is from RefSeq and is a predicted model, not a curated record.
CUGCCUGCUGCUUCCUCAUAGGUGGAGUCCUGACUGGUUCCAGGAAACAGAUCACCUGUCUGAGCGUCCAGGAGUGGACUGGAAACUUUCUUCUUCUUCUUCAGCGCUUUGAAUAAAGUGUGAAGGUAGAAAGUGUGUGUGAGCUGCUGUGAGUUGAGCAGCAUGGAUGAGUGUGAGGACAGAGAGGAGGGAGUCCCUCCCUCUAAAAGCUCUCUGUGUGGGGAACAGGAGAACCAGAGCAAAGCUCAGAGGAAUCCACCUGGACCUGGACCUGGACCUGGACAUGAACCUGGACCUGGACCUGGACCUGCGUCCAGCUGUGUGUCCUUCAAGAGCGACCAGUCUAAGGAUCUUUAUUUUGAAUUUAAAGAACCUCAACCUCCUGAAGUAAGAGUAAAGAAGAAAAGAAGAAAAAAGAAGAAAAUCCAUCAGAGACCAGAGUCCUCUGGACCUGGACCUGGAUCUGCAUCCAGCUGUGUGUCCUUCAAGAGCGACUGGUCUAAGGAUAUUAUUUUUGACUUUAAAGGAGAACCAGGUCCUGCUGCAGAGGGAGUGGAGCAGCAGAACUCAGAGGUUCCCAGAGCUCAGUCUGUCCAGCAGCAUCACCUGGACUCCAUAUUCAUGCUGCUGGAGGACAACAUGGUGACUUUUGUGAAGAAGGAGCUGAAGAAGAUGCAGAAGGUUGUGAGUCCAGAUUACCCAGAAUGCUUAGAGAGUCAGAGGGAGGAUGAGGAGGAGUUGGAGGGUGAUGAUGAAGAGCAGAGGAGCAGCAGAGAGAUGUUUCAGCAGAUUACAGUGUUGUUCCUGAGGAGGAUGAAGCAGGAGAAGCUGGCUGACUGUCUGCAGAGCAAAUUUCCUGCUGGAGUUUGUGGACGUGAACUAAAAUAUGGUCUGAAGAAGAAGUUCCAGAGAGUGUUUGAGGGCAUCGCUAAAGCAGGACAGCCGACCCUCCUGAAUGAGAUCUACACAGAGCUGUACAUCACAGAGGGAGGGACUGCAGAGGUCAAUGAUGAACAUGAGGUCAGACAGAUUGAAGCAGCAUCCAGGAAAGCAGACAGAGCAGAAAGAAGCAUCAGAGCAGAAGACAUCUUUAAAGGCUCACCUGGAAGAGAUAGACCAAUCAGAACAGUGAUGACAAAGGGAGUGGCUGGCAUCGGGAAAACAGUGUUAACACAGAAGUUGACUCUGGACUGGGCUGAAGACAAAAGCAACCAGGACAUCCACUUCAUGUUUCCAUUGACUUUCAGAGAGCUGAAUGUGCUGAAAGAGAGAAAGUUCAGCUUGAUGGAACUUGUUCAUCACUUCUUCAGUGAAACCAAAGCAGCAGGAAUCUGCAGCUUUGAAGACUUCCAGGUUGUGUUGAUCUUUGACGGUCUGGAUGAGUGUCGCCUUCCUCUGGACUUCCACAACAAUGAGGUCCUGACUGAUGUUAGAGAGUCCACCUCAGUGGAUGUGCUGCUGACAAACCUGAUCAGGGGGAAGCUGCUUCCUUCUGCUCGCCUCUGGAUAACCACACGACCUGCAGCAGCCAAUCAGAUCCCUCCUGACUGUGUGGACAUGGUGACGGAGGUCAGAGGGUUCACCGACCCACAGAAAGAGGAGUACUUCAGGAAGAGAUCCAGAGAUGAGGAGCAGGCCAGCAGCAUCAUCUCCCACAUGAAGAAGUCACGAAGCCUCCACAUCAUGUGCCACAUCCCAGUGUUCUGCUGGAUCACUGCUACAGUUCUGGAGGAGCUGCUGAGAACCAGAGAUGGAGGAGAUCUGCCCAGAACCCUGACUGAGAUGUUCAUCCACCACCUGGUGGUUCAGGCCAAAGUCAAGAAGGUCAAGUAUGAUGGAGGAGCUGAGACAGAUCCACACUGGAGUCCAGACAGCAGGAGGAUGAUUGAG